Messenger RNA from Folsomia candida, 1192 nucleotides. RefSeq lists its product as uncharacterized. The record is from RefSeq and is a predicted model, not a curated record. The transcript has 6 exons. NCBI's taxonomy places the organism in Eukaryota, Metazoa, Arthropoda, Collembola, Entomobryomorpha, Isotomidae. The coding region runs from base 266 to 1039 and encodes 257 amino acids.
UCAAGUUUUAAAACUAGUUUUAAAGUGAAUCUUGUUGUGAGAGUUUUACGUAUACAUAAGUUCUCUGAAUUGAAUCAAGUCAUCGUGUUCUCGUUUCAAAUUAGGCUACGUAAAUAAGCCCAAGAAUUUCAGGUGUUUUAAAGUUUCUAGAAAAUUAUUUGAAAGGAAAAAGUCCUGCCACUGUGUCCCAAGAUUUUAAUUAUUACACCUGUGGAAAAGUGCAUUAUUUUAAAGCAUAGUUUCAUAAAACCCUUCUCCGUCAGUCAUGGCGUGCAUUAAACUUUUCAUAAAAUCAGGGCUAGCAUUAUUGUGCGUAUUGACGAUUUUUGGAUUUGCCCAAUGCACCCGAAUCACCUUAUUUGAAAAUAUGAAUAAACAAGGGGAAGCUCUGAAACUCAAAGAGAUCUCGAAUUGUACCAACCUUCCCUCGGAAUGGCAGGACAGAACUUCCUCGCUAGACAUUCAUCGAAGCGUCUGUGUCAAAGUUUUUGAACACUCUGAUUGCAAAGGACGCUACGUCACGUUGAAAUCCUCACUUCACUCGGACUCAGAAUAUUUGGACAAUCUCAGAGAACUCGGGUUUAACGAUGUCAUCAGUUCCGCAAGCCCGUGCGCCCUUCAAAUUGAGCCUGGUCAAUACGUCAUCCAGAAUUUGGGAGAUAACAAGAUGAUGACGCUCGUCAAACACGGCGUGUAUGCCAUGGUGUCAUCGAAAUAUUGGAAAAAUUUGAAAGUGCAACAUUGGGAAAUUCAGCAAGUUGCGGGAUCCACAAUUCUGUACGAGUUAAACCCCAUCGGAGAGAAGCCACACUUUGAACAACCUGUAGUUUAUGACGUCAAAGACCUCCCCCGACUUCCCCAGUACAAAACGGAAAUCCCAGCUUUUCUCAUAGAAAGCGUGGAUGACUGGAAAUACGUGAUUCGAGAUUCUAGGUCGAAAUUCUGUCUGACCACAAUUACGGGAAAAAGUGACGUGAUAGCGACAGCCCCAUGUUCUCCGCUGGCCAAGAAUCAACAAUGGAUUUUCAGGAAGGCGUAAAAUGUGGAAUUUAUAGCCAAUUUUGUUAUCGAGCUAUUUAUUUAUUACAAAUUAUAAUUUACAAUUGUUACUAGUAUGAAUUUUUACAGCUAAUUUAGAAUAAACUAGACAUCAAAUCCUAAUUAGAAGUUUCUCAUGAUAUUCUACAAAAAA